AUGCCCCUCCUGUCCAUCCCCUGGAACGCGAAGACCGGAUUGGCGGUGGCUGUUGGCUCCGGCGUCCUCACCUGCCUGCUUGGCUGGCUGGCCGGGCCCAUGGCGCCGAUCAUCAACGACGUUAGCACGGACCUGGAGAACCCGCCGGCGUUCACCACGGUCCAGGUGGGGGAGCUCAGCGCCGCGUUCAAGGCGCUCAUCAGGGCGCACUACCCAGACCUGCAGCCCCAGGUGUUUGACUCCAAGGACGUGCCCAAGGUCUUUGAGACUGCUGUCCGCGUGGCCAAAGCUCAGCGGCGCUGGACGGUGGUCAAGGAAGAUGCUGCCGCUGGCACGGUGGAGGGCUACAGUGUGACGCAGCUGAUGCGCUUCAAGGACGACUGGGUGGUGCGGGUGGCCGAGCUGCGGGGGGGCGGCGCGGUGGUGGACAUGCGGUCCAGGAGCAGGCUUGGGAAGGGCGAUUUGGGAGCGAACGCAGCUAGAAUCAGGACGUUUCUGGCAGCGCUGAAGGGCGAGCUGGAGGCAGAGUGA
Ostreobium quekettii is the source of this 531-nucleotide messenger RNA. The record is from the annotation of a GenBank genome assembly. Lineage: Eukaryota; Viridiplantae; Chlorophyta; Ulvophyceae; Bryopsidales; Ostreobiaceae.